Molecule: messenger RNA, 387 nt
Organism: Andrographis paniculata
Lineage: Eukaryota; Viridiplantae; Streptophyta; Magnoliopsida; Lamiales; Acanthaceae
Product: protein SOB FIVE-LIKE 4-like
Exons: 1
Coding region: 1-387 (128 amino acids)
Biological process (GO): cytokinin biosynthetic process
Source: RefSeq, a predicted model, not a curated record
AUGGACUCAUCGAAAAUCCCACAAGGUAGUGAAAAAUGCAGCAGCAAUGAAUCAGGGUGGACUGCAUACAUCGCUUCACCAGGUGACAGCGCCGACGAUUAUGAUGAUGGAGAAGAGGAGGAGGGAGGGGAGGCAGAGGCUCGAAGCAGGGAUGAUAAAGAAAUAGAUGAAUCAGAAGCUGAAGAUGCUGAUACUGACGACUCGAUGGCUUCUGAUGCCUCAUCUGGCCCGAGUGAUCAACACGAGCAUGAUACAGUCCUGGAAGAGAACAAGAAUGAAAGCAAGAUUGCUGGUGAGAAACAGGAGGAGAAGAACCAGAAUGAGAAGCAGAUAAAGUCUGGACAAGACAAAUCAGGACAUAAAGCUGAUAGUGCCGGACAUUCUUAA